GCUGGCAGCCACCUGCCUUCCCCCGGGCCAGCAUCAUCCCGCAGCGCCGUGCGCGCCGUCGGAGGGGGACGGCACGGGAACGGAGGCCCCUGGGGAAGCGACUUGUUGCUUCCCCGCGCUGGUCCUGGCAGGAUCCAGGCUCGUUCCCAGCUCCUGCCGGCACACCCUGUCCCAGCUGCUGCUCACGGAGCAUCCCGCUGCCAAGAACACCCCGGGGAUGGAUGAUGCUGCUGCCGCUCCUUCCCCCUCCUCCCGCCUUUAAAACGCCCGCUCCUGGGGGGGCUGCAUGGGAGUGAGAGCCCGUGCUCUCCCCAGGAGCCUUCAGCAUCGGGUUGAGAGGCUCCUCUUCCUCGCAGCCUUGGCCCUGGCACCCUGACACGGAGCUGAGGGACAGCGUGGCACGGCACCAGCUCCAGCCUUAGACCAGCGCCGAGGGAGCUGCCUUUGUGCCCUGGGACACUGAGCUGCUGCCUCUGCCCCGUGCCAGGGGCAUCCAGCCAUCCGAGAGAGAUAAUGGCACUUUCCAAUCUGUCCAGUUACCUGGAUGCUGUGGAUAACUACAGUGACUACCCGGACUACAGCUACGAGGAGCCGGGCGGCGUGGCCACAGCCCCGUCCCACCAGCCCAAGGACGCGGCGAGGAUCCUGUCCGUCGUCAUCUACAGCGUGUCCUGCGUGCUGGGCAUCCUGGGCAACGGCCUGGUCAUCGCCAUCAUCACCCUCAAGAUGAAGAAGUCCGUCAACGCCGUCUGGUUCCUCAACCUGGCCGUGGCCGACUUCCUCUUCAACAUCUUCCUGCCCAUCAACAUCGCCUACACGGCCAUGCGCUACCACUGGGUCUUCGGGACGGUCAUGUGCAAGCUCAACUCCUUCCUCCUCAUCCUCAACAUGUACACCAGCGUGCUGCUGCUCACCACCAUCAGCCUGGACCGUUACGUGUCCGUGGUGUUCCCGGUGUGGGCUCAGAACCACCGCUCCACCGGCCUGGCCUCCGCCGUGUGCCUGCUCAUCUGGAGCCUGGGCGUCGCCAUGAGCUGCCCGGCCCUGGUGUUCCGAGACACGGCCCAGGCCCGCGGCUCCGUCAUCUGCUUCAGCAACUUCUCCCUGUCCAGGAACGGGUCCCAGCGAGCCGAGGCGCUGCUGAGGCACAGGAUGGUGAACGUCAGCAGGUUCCUCGCCGGUUACGUCCUUCCCAUCACCGUCAUCACCUUCUGCUACGUCGCCAUCGUCCUCAACCUGCGGCGCAACCGCCUGGCCAAGUCCAGGAAGCCCUUCAAGAUCAUCGUCAGCAUCAUCGUCACCUUCUUCCUGUGCUGGAGUCCCUACCACCUGCUCAACCUCCUGGAGACCGAGCCCGACGGCAUCCCCCGCUCCGUGUUUGAGGUCAGCGUCCCCCUCACCACGGCCCUGGCGGCCUCCAACAGCUGCAUGAACCCCGUGCUCUACGUCUUCAUGGGACAGGACUUCAAGAAGUUCAAGGUCACCAUCCUCUCCAGGCUGGUGAAUGCUCUCAGUGAGGAGACAGGUCACUCCAGCAUCGUCCACAGGAGCUUCUCCAAGAUGUCUUCCAUGACUGAGAAGGAGACAACGGUCCUCUAAACUCAAGCUGGCUGCCUGCCAGGGGGCUGUGGCACGCCAGUGUUGCCCAUGCCCACCUCUGCCAUGCUUCUGCCACGGGACCAGCUUGUUCCAAUGUCCUGUGGCAGCUUCUUUGACUGGUGGUGCUGCCUGGGUGGCCACCACCACUCUGUGCUACUGGAGAAGACCCAACUGCCCUUAACCUUCCUCUUCUGAUUGCAGAGAUGGUUGCACCACACUAUGUGUUGUGGGGUUCCUGGCUGAGCCGUUGCCUGGCCUGGCAAGGAGGUCCCUGCCUUUCCCAGGGCCAUUGUUGUGGGAGGAUGUGUCUGGGAAGGCACCUCUGCUGCCAGGCUGAGUGGGCAGAACUGGUGACCCUCUCCCUGUGCCUUAUGUAUGCACAUAGCUACUCACCUUCAAGUGCUAAAGAGUGUUUGGUACUAGCACAACGUGGUCUUAACCCUGUUGGGAGCAUUUUUGUAGCCAGAGAGGCCCUGGGGAGUGUGUUCCUAAGAGAGGUUUGGAUGCCCCAGCCUCAAGGAGCCAGGAAGCCUCAGCUGUGUUCCCAAGGAGCCAGAGCCUCCUGCCAGGCUGGGGCUGGGGCUCUGCACGAGGUCACUGACAUGGGAAAAAGAGGGGAAGCUUCACUGGGAGUGUGCACAUUUGCCACAGUGCCUGUUGCAGCUGCUGGGGGCUGUGAGUGCCAGCAGCUCCUUGCACAGUGUCUGGCAGGCAGCAGGGAGCAGCUCCAUGGGGAGUGUGGUCCUGGGGCAGUCCUGUCCCUCCUGCACCUGGGCACUGGCUGCAUUGAAGGCUGCUCCCUGGGGUGAUGUGUCAGGCCUGGGGGAGGAUUUUGCCUCCUCCCUCGUGGGAAGCAGCCCCUGCACACAAAUCUCUGUGCUGAAGGAUGGGCUGAGCCACCAUCUCUAUCCAAUUUCAUGCACAGUUAAGUCAGGAGCUCUCUCACCAUCUGGGCUUCCUGACUCUGACACUGGUGUCACACUUAUUUAUGUGUUGGCAUCUCUGUGUCACUCUCAGCCUCUCACUCCCAGCAGCUGGGGGCUGGAGCAGAGCUGAGCUCUGGAGCUGCCUCUGGGCAGUCCCCAGUGGCACCAGGGAUGUUGCAGGGGGGUCCCUGGAGGUCCCAGCCCAUGCAAUGCUCAUCUCUCUCGUGGCAUGGUGAUGCCAUUGCCUCUGUCCUGGGAGAGUCUGUUCACAUGUGCCUACAAAGGCUGCCCAGGGAGCUGGGGGAGUGCCCAGCCCUGAAGGGACCCCAAAGCUG
This is a messenger RNA of Colius striatus (speckled mousebird), 2860 nucleotides long. RefSeq names its product chemerin chemokine-like receptor 1 (gene CMKLR1). Gene Ontology annotation, biological process: positive regulation of macrophage chemotaxis; positive regulation of cytosolic calcium ion concentration; inflammatory response. The record is from RefSeq and is a predicted model, not a curated record. Gene Ontology annotation, molecular function: complement receptor activity; G protein-coupled receptor activity. The transcript has 3 exons. Bases 514 to 1599 code for a protein of 361 amino acids. Gene Ontology annotation, cellular component: plasma membrane. Lineage: Eukaryota; Metazoa; Chordata; Aves; Coliiformes; Coliidae.